CGCGCGUACAUUACUCCUAAAACAGGCAGAUCAGAGUGAGCCCAUGCCCCGAAGCUUCGGCUGGAUUAUCGUUGUCGAACCGCGUACGUGUCAGUAAACACGUGCCCUUCACUGGUGGUAUCUAGCUCUCCCGGGCUCUCCCCAACUUGUAAUUCAGGAUAACCAAGAGAAAAGAACUUAAAGAAGUCGACUAUCAACCUUCUUGACAUUAUGGACAGCAGCGCAGACAUUUAUCUAGAUGUCAUGUUAGAGUUUGAAAGCUCUGCACCACAUGUGGAAGAGACAAUGUUUGAGGGGAUUGUAACUUUGGCCUUGAAGCAACUGCAUGGUGAUGUUGGGGCAGCAAUGGCGGUAGAUCUUGUGAUGUACAAUCCUGGGAAUUUGCAGGGAGUUCUUAGAGUUCAACAGAGCGAUUUGGUGAAACUGUGGAGUGCAUUGACACUGUAUGGAUAUUAUGAAAGCCAGAGAUGUGCUUUCACUGUGCGAAAGGAGUCUUCUGAUUUCAUCCCACCGAAAGAAUUCAGAAAACUAGAGGAAGCAGAGCUCAGCGGAUGUGGAUGAAUGGAAUUAUAAAAUCGAGAUGUAUGUUUGAGAAAUUGGUUUCAGACAUGACAUGGACCUGCAACAAAAAUAUGCCAUGGACAAUGGAGAUCUACUCAUUCAUGGCGUUGCAAUGUCCUUUAACGCACCUGGAUUAAUCAGGAUUGUGUUAGGGUGUAGCCAAGGCAAGUCCAAGCUAUUUUGUCCCAUAUGUAACUGACCAGUGACCACAUCUCAGAUUUUUGUGUGUCUGAUCGUUGUAUUAAAGGGACUUUGUAACAUCGUUUAGAUGAGAGAAAAUGGUGCUAAGGUAGUGACUAUAA
This is a messenger RNA of Strongylocentrotus purpuratus (purple sea urchin), 863 nucleotides long. RefSeq names its product ribonuclease P protein subunit p14. NCBI's taxonomy places the organism in Eukaryota, Metazoa, Echinodermata, Echinoidea, Camarodonta, Strongylocentrotidae. Gene Ontology annotation, biological process: tRNA 5'-leader removal. Gene Ontology annotation, cellular component: ribonuclease P complex. The record is from RefSeq and is a predicted model, not a curated record. Bases 211 to 561 code for a protein of 116 amino acids. The transcript is spliced from 4 exons.